This is a messenger RNA of Sinocyclocheilus anshuiensis, 1037 nucleotides long. RefSeq names its product lys-63-specific deubiquitinase BRCC36. Gene Ontology annotation, biological process: DNA repair; protein K63-linked deubiquitination. The record is from RefSeq and is a predicted model, not a curated record. The transcript has 8 exons. Gene Ontology annotation, molecular function: cysteine-type deubiquitinase activity; protein binding; metallopeptidase activity. The coding region runs from base 103 to 885 and encodes 260 amino acids. Lineage: Eukaryota; Metazoa; Chordata; Actinopteri; Cypriniformes; Cyprinidae. Gene Ontology annotation, cellular component: BRISC complex; BRCA1-A complex.
UUGAAUGUAGCGCAUGCGCUUUGUUGAUGUGGAAGUGCUUUACAGUGAUAAACAAGCGAACAAAUCAGAGAAAACGCAUACUGUUAGAUUGCACUUCAUAUAAUGGCAGUGAGCGCUGUACAUUUAGAGUCAGACGCAUUUCUAGUCUGUAUGAAUCACGCUCUGAGCACGGAGAAAGAGGAAGUAAUGGGGCUCUGCAUCGGCGAGGUGGACACAAACCGCAUCGUGCACAUUCAUUCUGUCAUAAUUCUGCGUCGAUCAGACAAGAGAAAAGACAGAGUGGAGAUUUCACCAGAGCAGCUGUCAGCAGCGUCCACCGAAGCGGAGAGGUUGGCUGAGAUGACGGGACGUCCCAUGAGGGUUGUGGGCUGGUACCACUCUCAUCCACACAUCACUGUGUGGCCAUCACAUGUUGAUGUUAGGACUCAAGCAAUGUAUCAGAUGAUGGAUCAGGGUUUUGUUGGACUCAUCUUCUCAUGCUUUAUAGAAGAUAAAAACACAAAGACUGGUAGAGUCCUGUACACCUGUUUCCAGUCAGUACAAGCCCAGAAAGGCUCAGAGUAUGAGCGGAUUGAGAUCCCCAUCCAUGUAGUCCCACAUGAAGCCAUCGGGAAAGUAUGUCUGGAGUCUGCCGUGGAACUACCCAGAAUCCUCUGUCAAGAAGAACAGGAUACAUACAGAAGGAUUCACAGUUUAACUCAUCUGGAUCCAAUCACAAAGAUACAUAAUGGAUCAGUGUUCACUAAAAACCUGUGCAGUCAGAUGUCGGCCAUUAGCGGCCCGCUGCUGCAGUGGCUGGAAGAUCGACUGGAACAGAACAAACAAAGUAUCAUCAAACUCCAGAAAGAGAAAGAGCAACUGACACAAGAACUGGCUUCAUUAUAAGGAGAAUAGUUCUUCCAUUUUUUUAAAAUUUUAAUUCUUAAGUUUUUGCACUGAAAGCACUGUUUUUUCUGCCCUACUGCCACAUUUUGAUCAGGAAUUACUGGGAGGGCAAAGACAGGAUGUCUGUAAUUUAACAUUUUGUCACCUCAGCA